AUGCGCGUGACCACGCUUGGAGCCCUCGCAGUGUGCUACGAGAACCUGUACGAUACGUUUGGGAAUUAUUUUGACGACGCGAUCGGCGCGUACGAAGAGCACUGCGAUAAAGCGCCAGACGGCCAGGAGGAGGAGGACGUAUCGGAGGCAGAUAUCUCGAUCUUGUCGGACCUCAAUGCCACGGCGGCGAUGAUCCACUACCACUACGCAGGCAACUUGCUCGCCCAAGAGCGCUGGGAAGAGGCCAAGAACGUCACGAAGAUCGCGCUGGUGCUGGCAGAAAACUCCAGCAUGCCGGCCGAGGACCUGGAAGAGCUGCAGCAUUGCAUUCACGAGCUGUGGUUGGAAAUGGAUUAG
This is a messenger RNA of Phytophthora sojae, 357 nucleotides long. RefSeq lists its product as hypothetical. NCBI's taxonomy places the organism in Eukaryota, Oomycota, Peronosporomycetes, Peronosporales, Peronosporaceae. The transcript is spliced from 2 exons. Bases 1 to 357 code for a protein of 118 amino acids. The record is from RefSeq and is a predicted model, not a curated record.